AAAACCACUCUCUCUCUCUCUCUCUCUCUCUCUCUCUCUCAUACCGAGCUCCGUCAAAAACCCAUACCAAAAGCAAAACCAAAAAUGGCUUCCUCCGGUUCUGCAUCAUCUAACCCGAAGGAGGAGGGGGACUUGGCUGGUACCGAGCCAAUUGCUGCAGUACCCGGUUGGGAGAGGCCGGCCGUGAUUAUCGAUAGGGACUUUACAUAUGUGCAGCUCGAGGUGGAGGAGAUUGAUCACUCCAAGGCCCUCUAUAUAUGUAUCUCGGAACGCAAAACGAAGGAGGGGAAGUGGGCCGAGCAUCACACUAUCAAAGCCAUCAAGCUGUCCGAUUUGUUCUCAGAAACCUCCAGUCACUAUUCUCCCCUUCCAUUACGCCAAGUGGCUUGUCAGGAGAUGACCGAUUACCCCAGUCGCGCGUCGUGUGGUGUGUAUGGAUCCCAAAUUUUCUUCAGCAGCGGCAGAUAUAUUUAUGUGUAUGAUACUGAUACUAACCAUGAUGGUCCUGACUCUGCUGGUUUCACCAAGAUAAUUCCUGGUCUCCCAGAACGAAAAAUUAGGCCGCUGCUGGUGGAGCUCGCCCGGAAACUCUACGCCCUUGAUUUCUCUCCAGGUGAUGCUAAAAGUUUUGAGGUGUAUGACCCCAAAGAAGGCAUAUGGUCACCAUUGCCACUACCUCCUACUUGGGUCCUUGGAGAAGGUGUACAUUUGCAAUUACCCUGCUUUGCAGUCACCGGGACUAAGAUUUAUUACACCAUUAGAGAAACCCCUGCCGAGGAUUCCGAUUCCGAUUCCGAUCCGAAUACCAUGGUUUUCUGCUUUGAUGUAUCCGACCCGAAUAGAGAGUGGAGACAAAUCCCUGCAUUUUUUUGGUCGACACUCUCUCCAGAUGCUGCUGAGUCCCCAUGUCCUUGUAUUCCAUUUGAUGGCACAGCUUUGAUUAUGGAACUGAAUGUUGGGAAUGAUGAUUUGAAAUUAAUGCUCACAUAUUCAUAUGGAUCAGAGGUGUUAAUUGAAGCAUAUCUUCUCUCUUCCUCUGAAGAGAAAGCCAGGUUGAUCAGCUCUAUAACUGAGGACAUGACAAAGCUGCCACUUUUAAAUCUUGAAUUUAAAAGACCAAGGAGUUACAAGUUGGUUGAUCUUGGAUCUCAAAGAGCAUGCCUUAUUUUGAGCAGCUUCGAGCGAACGAUUUCCGUGCUAAAUGAUCCUAAGAUGAACAAUUUAGUGACUCUUGUUAUACCCUUUAAAAUCCUUUGCAACACCUACUGUAGUCAGUUCAAAUUCAUCUUCUUCCCUACAUGUUACCUCAAGAACAAUGCGAAAACCGACCCCCUUGCAUACUGUGAUGUCUAUGGUUGCUUUGUGCUACCUGCAAAAUGGCAAGAGGUGGAUGAUGAGCAGCAUAGUGAAUGA
Rosa rugosa (rugosa rose) is the source of this 1413-nucleotide messenger RNA. RefSeq lists its product as uncharacterized. Gene Ontology annotation, molecular function: protein binding. Bases 85 to 1413 code for a protein of 442 amino acids. The transcript is spliced from 3 exons. The record is from RefSeq and is a predicted model, not a curated record. Lineage: Eukaryota; Viridiplantae; Streptophyta; Magnoliopsida; Rosales; Rosaceae.